AUGGCAGCAAUCGGAGCCACGUACUCUAAAAAUGGAAUGGCUCCAAUCGCUGUGACUCUGAAUGAAUUGUCCAGGAGAGCAAUUGUCUACCUGAGGGAAAGUGACCGUCAUGUCAUGUUUGAUACCUCGAUCGUGCAGGCCUGGUUGCUUCAGUCAGUUUUCGGCCUUUUCUGUGGCUCUCGGAUGCUCUAUCACCACGCCGAGAUUAGUCGUGGCGGAUUGGUCACGGCCGCUCGACGAAUGCACCUUCUUCGCCCGGGAUUUUCUUUUGUCAAAGAGCUCGAACGCCGUGGAGUCACCGCCUCUACCGAGGAAGUAGAGCGAGCACAUGUAAAGGACGAGGAGCGUUGUCGAUUAGGGUGGGGUAUAUAUCUCUAUGACAUGCAAAUCUCCGCGCUGCUGGGUAUCUCGCCUCAUUUUUCGGUUAAUGAAACUGAUAUGUCGCUGCCCUGGCAUGAAGAUGAUUGGGAAUCCCGCUCUCUCCACGCGCAUCGUGACCCUGCCCAGUCACCAAGUGAUGCAAUAGAUUUUCGUCAUGUUCUUGAGCGCUUGCUGUCCCUUGGCAAGCUGCCACAGCCACUAAACCCGUUCGGGCUCUCCAUCAUCGCGCAUACUCUUUAUAGUCUUUGCUCCGACGCCUCAUCCCUGGAUUCACUCUGUCCGGCUCAACCCCUCGGAAAUCCUUCGUUAUAUCGACUAUCAUUCCCGGCAAACUUCAAGCACAAUCCCCAGGAAUUACUCGAUCAACUCGCCGUUUGUUUUCAUUUUCUGCCUUAUAUACCGACCCCUCCGCUUGUCAGUGUUUCAGCUCUAUCUCACCUAGGCCAUCUACAGUUUACGUGGACCGGGUUUUUAGAUGAAGUCAAGAUCGCCGCAGGCAAGUCAGGGACCGAGGAGAGCAAGCUUAACGCACGCUCAUGGCUUUCAUCAAGAAUCUCUGACGAUAUUAUUGGCGCAAGAUCUAUUCUUGUGCAUGCUGGGCGACUAAAUGCCCUCCUGAUUCGAUUUACAUUUGAAAAUCCAUGCGAAGCUCUCUGGACGUUCUACGCUGCGCUGGCACUAUGGGCAAUUGUCAAAUUCGGGAAGGAAUUAAAUAUCUCGUCCUCUGGUCCUAAGCGGACAGUCGUCACAUGGUCAGACUUUGAUGAUGUUGAUGAGUGGAUUCAAUGUGGGGGCCCGAUUUCUUUCCAGGGCCUUGGGAAUCUGGCAGAAUUGUCAGAAUACAAAAUCCUGUCUACCUUUAACGAACGAUUUGAGUCAAUGUCGUGGGGUAUCUCUCUACACUUUCGCCAUGUGCUGAUGAAUCUAUCCAAAGAAACUUUUUAA
Messenger RNA from Penicillium waksmanii, 1326 nucleotides. RefSeq lists its product as uncharacterized. The coding region runs from base 1 to 1326 and encodes 441 amino acids. Lineage: Eukaryota; Fungi; Ascomycota; Eurotiomycetes; Eurotiales; Aspergillaceae. Gene Ontology annotation, molecular function: zinc ion binding; DNA binding. The transcript is spliced from 6 exons. Gene Ontology annotation, biological process: DNA-templated transcription. The record is from RefSeq and is a predicted model, not a curated record.